AAUGAAGUCAAUUCUGGUUCUGCUAAGUAUAAUGUACUGUGCAGUGCAGUGCAAAACAUUAGAUCCGGUGGUCAUCGAUGAAUGGGAAAAGGGUGUACUUCCGCAUAUCGAUUAUUGCGUUAGUACCACGAACGUGGAUUGGGACAUUGCAAAGAACAUGUUCAGACAUGUCCAUCUUCCAGAUGAAUCAACCUUUCACUGCUACAUGAAAUGCAUAUUUGACAGGAUGUCGUUCCUUAAUUCGGACCAAGAACUGGAUCAGGACCAAAUGUUGCAACAUAUAUACGCACUAACACCUGAUCUAUCACAAUUGUGUGUUGACGAGUCAGCCGGUAUAGAAGACAUUUGCGUAAAAAUGUAUAAUAUUACGAAAUGUAUUGUACACGAUAUCGCUGACGAUUGAGUUGGAGUAUUUUACAUCUAAGUAUUCAUUUCUGAUGUUAUCUCUGAUGUUUAAAUAUAAUGUAUAUUU
Molecule: messenger RNA, 472 nt
Organism: Photinus pyralis (common eastern firefly)
Lineage: Eukaryota; Metazoa; Arthropoda; Insecta; Coleoptera; Lampyridae
Exons: 2
Coding region: 2-403 (133 amino acids)
Molecular function (GO): odorant binding
Source: RefSeq, a predicted model, not a curated record